AACACAAUUACACGCUCAAAUCAGGGUUCUAAAAGACAAUUCCAACUCCACACUCCUUCCUCGUUUCUCUCGUUUUUCUCUCAAUCGGUAUACAAUCCAAACGCAGUGUGAGUUUAUUCUCUCGAUCGCGUAGAUUUGCAGAAUCCCUCUCUCUCUCUCUCCGAUUCGCCGAUCGUUCGGUCAGUCACCUCCAUCGAUGUCUCUCGCGAAGUCUCCACCAUCACAAACUGCUACCACAGUCAAUGACUGUACAACAACGCGGUUCACAUGGAAAAUUGAAAAUUUUUCAAGGUUGAAUACUAAGAAGCACUACUCCGAAAUUUUCACUAUUGAAGGAUACAAAUGGCGAGUACUUGUGUUCCCAAAGGGGAACAACGUCGAGCAUUUGUCGAUCUAUCUGGAUGUUGCGGAUUCGAAAUCGUUGCCCCAUCAAUGGAGUAAAUUCGCCCAAUUCAGCAUAGGUGUGAUCAAUCAAAUCCAUGACAAGUCUACUAUCUGGAAAUACACACAACACCACUUCAAUGAAAGAGAAAUUGAUUGGGGUUUCACUUCUUUCAUGCCUCUUAGCGAACUACAUGAUUCUUGUAAAGGUUACUUGGUAAAUGAUACUGUUAUAGUUGAAGCUGAUGUUUCCGUCCGCUGCUCACAAGACUCGAAAAAGGAGACUGGUUCAGUGGGACUUAAAAACCACAAAGCUGAGCAGGAGGGCCACAAGGAGUCAUCUCAGCCUCCAUCACAGGAGAAUAACUCAAAAAAUGUGGUAGACAAUGCUCCUCCCGGCAAAAUCAGAUUUUUGUCAUACUGGGUCUCUCCCGAGGCAUCCUUGGUACUUGAAAGGAUUCACAACCGUUACAAGGGCACGUUUGCCAAAUUCUCCAUGACUAGUGUUCUUGUACAAACAGUGUUUCUUGAAUCAUUUGCUUCAUUCAUUGAGUCGAUGUCAACUACUAGGAUCUGUGAGGUGAAUAAGGAAGCACUGUGUGUGGCUGUCAAGGACUUUGAGCAUGUCGGGCUGGACUUGUCCUGGCUGAAGCAGAGACUGGACCAAGCGAAGAUGGUGAACAAACGCUCGGAGUUGCUUGCCUCUAUUGAUUCCUAUGAAAAAACUAUUGAACAUACUCGAGCUAAGCUUCGUGAGCUCAAAGAAGGGCUUGCCAAGGCUAAGGCAGAAGUGGAGGUUUCAGUGAGAGACUUGCCCAAAUCACUUGGAGUAAACGAUUCUUUUUUUGAGGGUCUUUUGUCAUUUCCCAAAUCUUAAAUCCAAACAGAGUCUAAGGAUAGUAUAAUGCUUGAUACAAUGUGUGUUUAUAUUUGGGCAAUAGUUGUGGCCUUAUUUUGUUUUCUUGCUUGGAGGGUGUAUUGUGUGAAAUCCAAACAUAGCCUUAGGAUAGUACAGUGCUUGAUUCAAUGUCUGAUCUGAUUAUACUUUCUUAGGAAUAAAGCUUAAGACCCCCCAGUGGGGAUACUGGGGGGUCACUCCUGAUUGGCCAAAAAAAA
Camellia sinensis is the source of this 1497-nucleotide messenger RNA. Its product is annotated as MATH domain and coiled-coil domain-containing protein At3g58250. The record is from RefSeq and is a predicted model, not a curated record. Gene Ontology annotation, molecular function: protein binding. Lineage: Eukaryota; Viridiplantae; Streptophyta; Magnoliopsida; Ericales; Theaceae.